Messenger RNA from Blepharisma stoltei, 225 nucleotides. Lineage: Eukaryota; Ciliophora; Heterotrichea; Heterotrichida; Blepharismidae. The record is from the annotation of a GenBank genome assembly.
AUGACUAUUUUUUUUUGGCCUAUUUUUUUUUUUUGGCCUAAAUUUUUUUUGGCCUAUUUUUUUUGGCCUAUUUUUUUUUGGCCUAAUUUUUUUUGGCCUAUUUUUUUUUGGCCUAUUUUUUUUUGUCCUAUUUUUUUUUGGCCUAUUUUUUUUAGCCUAUUUAUUUGGCCUAUUUCAUGACGACUAUUUUUUUUAGCCUAUUUUUUUUUGGCCAAAAAAAAAUAG